UUCGUUUUGAUGGGGUCGUUGGGUUGUUUUAUCCUUCUAUUAUAAGAUUAAUUCCUGCGGCACCAUGGAAAUUUGGGAGCUUUCUUCCGAUUGCUGAGUCAGUGAUGAUUCACUACGGAGGUUGACAACCCGUAGCCAGUCUUUGGAGGGUCCCUCCCUCUUUCUCUGCCCUUCCAAGUCCCCAUCCUCACUUUCGUGGAUGUUUCCUCUGUUUCGUUUAAAGCUCUCUCAACUUUGAAUCUGAGCUUUUCUCUGUUUCGAGGCUGCAAGGAAAAUUCUUCUCUCCAAUUGGGUAGGCGGUGAGUACACUGUGCGUGUUCAAUUCAACUGCUCAACGAGAGAGAGAGAGAGAGAGAGUUCAUCAUCUCAUGUGGGUUUCAGUUUCAGUUUCAAUUUCUAGUUUUCAAGUUCAAUUCCCCUACUUCCGAUGGUCCUUGAUCAGUUCUGAAUAGUGAAUACAACCCUCAACAGUUUACCCACCGUAGCCUUUGAAUUCUAAAUGCUAAAUUCUUCCCUCUCUGAUCCUCCGGACCCGAAAAAUCAUUAGCGUUAUCAAUUUUCAGAAGCUCUAACGAUGGGUUGCACGCAAUCAACAAUCGAGAACGAAGAAGCUGUGACUCGAUGCAAGGAGCGCAAGCAAUACAUGCGAGAUGCUGUUAACGCCCGCAACGCCUUCGCCGCCGCCCACUCCCUUUAUACAGUAUCCCUCAAAAACACUGGCGCAGCCCUCGGCGAUUACGGCCAGAUGGAGGUCCAUGGCUCACACCUCUCCCAGCCCCUCCUUGCCCCACCCCCAAUCGCACCCCUCCCUCCCGCUCCUCCUCCACCUCCCAAUUUCCCCCCACCUCUGCAACGCGCUGCAACUAUGCCCGAAUUCUCCAUCCCCAAGUAUGAACCCAAACCUGCCGAACCCAUCCAAGAAGAAGAUGAUGAAGCCGAGAUCGAAGACGGCGGCGACUCCCACCUUAUCCGCCGUGGAAGUGCCAGGACUCCUCCUGAGCCAGAGGCCCCCCAACCACCGCCUUCCUUACCUCGCACAACCCCCUUGACCAACCCUGACCCACCUCUUCCACCGGAGACCAGUAACAGUACCUAUGAUUACUUCUUCUCGGGCGUUGGCAUGCUCGGACCGUCCUUGGAUUACCCAAAUGAAACCAAACCCCAAAACGAUGCAAGUGGCAGCAAGGAUUAUGAUGAUCGCUAUCACAGGAAGGAGAAUGUGGUCGUUGAUGACGAUGUUGGAAGUAAAGGUGGUACCGUUGAGCCUCAGAUGGCGGAGGAAGCGGUUGAGCCAGAACCUGUGAAGCCACAGCCCUUGAAGAAGUCAAAGCAGGCAGUUCAUUGGCAAGAUGCUGCGUCAGGCCCUGUUGAGGCUAUGGUUAAGUCUGCCUCAAAAGUAAAUUUGUUGCAGAUACUGAAUAAAUUGGAUGAUCAUUUCCUUGAGGCGAUGAAGAGUGCCCAUGAAGUAUCUAAGAUGCUCGAGGCUAAUCGCUUGCAUUUCCACUCUAAUUUUGCUGAUAAUCGAGGACACAUUGACCAUUCUGCAAGGGUUAUGCGUGUAAUUACAUGGAAUAGGUCCUUCAGGGGUUUGCCCAAUGCUGAUGAUAGAAAGGUAGAUUUUGAUGCAGAAGAACAUGAAACUCAUGCCACUGUGUUGGAUAAGUUGCUAGCUUGGGAAAAAAAGCUUUAUGAUGAAGUGAAGGCUGGUGAGCUUAUGAAACUUGAGUAUCAAAGAAAGGUUGAUCUGCUGAAUAAGCAUAGGAAGCGGGGAACAAAUUCUGAAGCAUUGGAAAAAACAAAGGCAGCAGUUAGUCAUUUGCAUACCAGGUACAUUGUUGACAUGCAGUCCCUGGAUUCAACCGUAGCAGAAAUAAAUCAUUUGCGCGAUGAUCAGUUGUACCCAAGACUUGUGGAACUUGUAAAGGGGAUGGCCAACAUGUGGGAGAUGAUGUACGGGCAUCAUGACAAACAGCUGAAAAUUUCUGCAGACCUCAAAUCCCUUGACCCCUCCCAGGCUCCCAAAGAAACUAGUGAGCAACACCAUGAGCGUACUGUGCAGCUGUGGAGAGCGGUCCAAGAAUGGAAUAUACAGUUCCAGAAACUUAUGACCCAUCAGAAAGAGUACAUAAGAACUCUAUACAGCUGGUUGAAACAGAAUAUAAUUCCAAUUGAGAGUAGCUUGAAGGAGAAAGUGUCAUCCCCACCAAGGGUUUCUCAGCCCCCUAUCCAGACCUUUUUGCGUGCUUGGAAUGACCAUCUUGAGAAGCUUCAUGAUGAGCAUGCCAGGACACAAAUCUCAAGCUUUGCUGCUGUUGUUAAUACCAUCGUGAUAAUACAACAAGAAGAAAUUAAACUGAAGGGAAAAUGUCAAGAAACCAGGAAGGAGCUUGCACGCAAGGAACGAGCAUUCACAGACUGGCGUGAGAAGUAUAUGCAGAGGAAAACACCACCUGAUGAGAUGGAGUCAGAGAGGGCUGAAGAUGCAAAUUAUAAGGAUCCUGUUGUGGAGAGGCAGAUUGUUGUGGAGGCCCUACGGAAGCGAUUGGAAGAGGAGUUGGAUGACCACCAGAAACAUUGUAGGCAUGUGAGGGACAAGUCAUUGCAGAAUCUCAAGAUGCAGUUGCCCGAGCUUUUCAAAGCCAUGUCAGAGUUUGCGUUUGCUUGUUCCGAUAUGUACAAGAACUUGACGUCCAUUGCAGAUUGAGAAGCGGACUGAAAGCUCAACUUGAGGAUGUAUUUUUCAUGUAUAGCUUGCAUAUAGAUUCAUUCGUUCACUCACCUGUGUAGUAUAUGUUCAGAUAACAGUAAAAGUAAAUUAUAUCUUUAUUUUUAUGCCA
Molecule: messenger RNA, 2837 nt
Organism: Macadamia integrifolia
Lineage: Eukaryota; Viridiplantae; Streptophyta; Magnoliopsida; Proteales; Proteaceae
Product: protein ROLLING AND ERECT LEAF 2-like
Exons: 4
Coding region: 575-2704 (709 amino acids)
Source: RefSeq, a predicted model, not a curated record